This is a messenger RNA of Sinocyclocheilus grahami, 483 nucleotides long. RefSeq names its product intron-binding protein aquarius-like. The coding region runs from base 1 to 483 and encodes 160 amino acids. Lineage: Eukaryota; Metazoa; Chordata; Actinopteri; Cypriniformes; Cyprinidae. The transcript is spliced from 6 exons. The record is from RefSeq and is a predicted model, not a curated record.
AUGACCCAGCUUCAGAGCAGCUGCUGCUCGCCCGCGGGCGCCUCUCACCGCUCCGCUAACGCAGACCGACGUGCCCUCCUCCCAUCAUCCACCUGCUCCGUCUCCAUGGAGAAGGUUCACUACUGUGAGAGAUUCACGAUUGACCUGGAGCUCCUGGACAUGUUGAAGUUCUACACUGGCUUUGAGAUCAGUGAUCAGACAGGAAAUGCACUCACGCAGAAAGAGAUGACCACACUUCACUACGACAGAAUCACCUCUCUACAGUCCCAAUGCCUCCUGCCUGAGCUUCCUGGUGGAGAAGACACGCCCUACCAUAACAAAUUCCUUCUGGAACUGCUGGUUCAAAUAUCACAAGUGUCCCGCCAUGAGAGACAAAUCUCCCAGAUAGAACAGCUCAACCAGAUGCCUCUGUACCCCACUGAGAAGAUCAUCUGGGACCAGAACAUCGUUCCCACUGAGUACUACUCUGGAGAAGGAAAUUAG